This is a messenger RNA of Cervus elaphus (red deer), 849 nucleotides long. RefSeq names its product embryonic polyadenylate-binding protein 2-like. NCBI's taxonomy places the organism in Eukaryota, Metazoa, Chordata, Mammalia, Artiodactyla, Cervidae. The record is from RefSeq and is a predicted model, not a curated record. Bases 1 to 849 code for a protein of 282 amino acids. The transcript has 2 exons. Gene Ontology annotation, molecular function: RNA binding.
AUGUGGCCCUUCCUCAGCCGCGCCCUCUUCCCUCCCCCUACUGAGGCCUGGCUCCAGAGGGCGUCCUCAGACCCCGAGGCCCAGGGCUGCGGGGCCUGGAGCCCGGCCGAGAAGACCCGUCUGGGUCCGGGGGCUGGCGGGGAGGAGGAGGAGACGGGGGAAGCUGAGGAAGACGAUGAGGAAGAUGCCGGCUUCCUGCUGUCUCUCUUGGAGAGGGAGGGCCUGGCUGAGUGCCCAGUGCCUGACCAGGAGCUAGAGGCCAUCAAACUGAAGCUGUGGGCCAUGGAGCAGGCCCAGGGGCCGGAGCCGCCCAUGGUGCAGGAACUGGAUGAAGGAGAGGAAGCUGCUGGGGCCCUGCUGGCCAGGCAGUUACUGAGUCCCGAGACAGACAGCCCCCUGGAGAAGGCAGCGGCUGACCACAGAUCCGUCUAUGUGGGCAAUGUGGACUAUGGGGGCACGGCCCAGGAGCUGGAGGCCUAUUUCAACCACUGCGGGGAGAUCCACCGGGUCACCGUCCUGUGCGACAAGUUCUCUGGACACCCCAAGGGCUAUGCCUACAUAGAGUUUGCCACCGAGAGCUCGGCCCAGGCCGCUGUGGAGCUGGACAAGAGCAUCUUUCGAGGCCGGGUCAUCAAGGUGCUGCCCAAAAGGACCAAUUUACCAGGGAUCAGUUCCACGGACCGCGGAGGCCUUCGAGGACACCCAGGCGCCAGAGUGGGAUCCUUCCCCCACAGCAGCCUCCAAGGCGGGGCCCAUUUCAGACCACGAGGGCAGAGCCGGGGACGCGGAGCACUCCAUGACGUGUGCACCGGGAAUCCUGUUUCUAUGCUACUGUCAAGGUACAUCUGA